Messenger RNA from Chinchilla lanigera (long-tailed chinchilla), 1098 nucleotides. Its product is annotated as SEC14-like protein 4. The record is from RefSeq and is a predicted model, not a curated record. Lineage: Eukaryota; Metazoa; Chordata; Mammalia; Rodentia; Chinchillidae. Gene Ontology annotation, cellular component: cytoplasm.
AUGUCCCGAAUCAGUUCAGACUUCAUGGUCAUUUUGGCUUUGGGAAAAUCCAGAACCCGCACAGUGCCCGAUCCCAUGAAUAAGCCUGGCAAAAGGCAGGCAGGCUGGAGAGAGCCACAGAGCAGGCCUGGACCCAAGAGCAGUGAGCUGGAUCCCACCCCUGACACCAUAAGCAGUGUGAGUGCACAAGUGGGUGACCUGAGCCCAUGCCCAGAGAAGUCACUGGCCCAGUUCCAGGCUAACAUUCAGGAGGUGCUGUCCACCCUGCCCAGAUCUGAUGAUUUCUUCCUCCUGCGCUGGCUCGGAGGUGAGGUGGAGAGUGGGGUGGGCCUCCAAGCCAGGCAGGACUGGCUGCAGCAUCUGUGGAAAGCAGGAGUGGAGUUUGUCCGAGAGUUUUUCUCGGCACUUGAGGCAAAUUACUCUGCGUUCCUGAAGCACUUAAUUGUGGUGAAAGCCCCCUGCCUGUUCGCCGUGGCCUUCAACCUGGUCAAGUCCUAUGUGAGUGAAACCCGCAGGAAGGCGGUGGUGCUGGGAGACAACUGGAAGCAGGAGCUGACGAAGUUCAUCAGCCCUGACCAGCUGCCCGUGGAGUUUGGGGGUACCAUGACCAAACCCGACGGCAACUCCAAGUGCCUGAGCAAGAUCAACUAUGGAGGCGAGUUACCCAGGACCUACUACCUGCGAGAGCAGGUGAGGAUGCAGUACGACCACAAGGUGUCUGUGGGCUGCGGCUCCUCCCAGCAGGUGGAGAGCGAGAUCCUGUUCCCGGGCUGUGUGCUCAGGUGGCAGUUUGCAUCGGACGGUGGGGACAUCGGCUUUGGGGUUUUCCUGAAGACGAAGAUAGGGGGGCGGCAGAGAGCUGGGGAGAUGACGGAGGUGCUGCCCAGCCAGCGCUGCAAUGCCCAUAUGGUGCUGGAGGACGGGAGCCUCACCUGCCUCAAGGCCGGCGGCUACAACACCUACAGCCCGGUUCAUUCCAAGCACAUCAGCUACACCGUGGAAGUGUUACUCUCAGACCAAGCCUUAAUGGAAAAGGUGGAGAAAUUCCAGACAAACCGUUUGGCUCUAUACCCUUCUCUGUAACCUCUGGAUCCACAG